Molecule: messenger RNA, 1584 nt
Organism: Erigeron canadensis
Lineage: Eukaryota; Viridiplantae; Streptophyta; Magnoliopsida; Asterales; Asteraceae
Exons: 14
Coding region: 47-1447 (466 amino acids)
Source: RefSeq, a predicted model, not a curated record
UGAUCGGGCUUCAUCAUCAUCAGAAAAUAAGAAGAAGCGAAAGAAGAUGCCGAAAAGAGCUCCAGGGCGAAAAAUCUUCUUUGUUGACAUGGAUCAAAUCGAUAUCUUCGAAAAAAAAGAUAAGGAGUUUGACCUUUGGGGAGAUGAAGAAAAAAGCAAGGGAGAAACAUUACAAGAAGGGGUUUCCAUAUCGAAAUUUAUACCAUCCAAAACCAAUCAUGAAGAAGUAGUCUUCGAAUUUUCCCCAUCCGAGGACUUCAAUCAGAAAGAUUUAUUCACCAAGAAUAUUAAACCCCAUAUUGAAGCUAUCCAGAAACUUAUUCGCACCAGAUUCAGUUAUGUUCAAAACUAUGAAUUUUUAGUGGAUUCUGCUAACGAGGUGCUUCGGAUUCUUCGUCUGUACCUCAAGGAUACCAAGUCUCCGCGUUUUCACUGGGGCAGGAGAGCUUUUAUGCCACCAUUCAGAAAUCCAGAUGUAGUAUUUCAACUUCUCAAAGUAAAGGAUUGUGUCAAUAUCUGCAAGCUUGUGGAGAAUGAGCGUGCACUUCUAUAUCCUGAUUCUCCUGGGAUUUCCGAGCCAAAUCGUCUAACUGUUGACAAGGGACACGCUCUUACCCAACCUAUGUUGGAUCAAAGUAUCGCUUCUGGCUAUCACCUUCCUUUGAAUCGAAAAGAAAGGAAAAUCUGGCUGGACUUCAAAAAAUUGGACGAGGGGAAUCCUGAAUCUGGGAUGAUAAAUUUUACAUUUGAGGAGGACGAAAAAAGGUCAAUUAAUCUUUCUGAUCCCCUUGUUAGUGUUAUUGGUGGCUUUGCGGUUGCUGCUUUCAACAAGGCCUGUGCGACGCAUUUCAAGAAGGAUGAACAAAACAACGUCCAUGAUUUCGAAUAUAUGGAGUGCAAAUACGUCAAAGAAACCAAGGAUUAUUUCUUCUACUUGACCAUAGAGGCUAUCGAAGAAGGGAAUCUUGGCGUCUAUGAGGCCAUAGUUGUGUGCAGUAGAGACGACGGUAGUAGAAAAUUGCUCAAGUUUGUCCUUACUGACCGUGCACCAGCUGGUAUGAAAGCAAUGGCAAUAUCUCUUUUUUCUUGCCUGAUAUCCACAUGCAAAACUUUAGAACUUGUGGGAAAGGCAAGAUCACGCCGGUUGUUAGGAUUCCACAAGGUCGCUCGAGGUAUGCAACAAGGCAAGGCGUCUCAUGAGCUCAUUUUUUAUGAAUAUUUGCAUCGUGAUACUGUGAAAGGUAUUCGGCGAGUGAUUUCUUUGAACCUUCAUCUGCUCUUCCAGAAAAAGUGCACCCGAACAACUAAUUCAGAUGCAUGGUAUGUUCCUGAUCCCGACUCUAAUACCGGUCUGAAGCCUAGGGGUAGUGGUACACCUUGUAGGGGUUAUGACUACAACCACUACAAUCAGUAUCUCAUGGGCAGGUUAGUUUAUUGUGCUAAAUAAAUGUCAAUUGUUUUAGUUUAUCAUGAAUUUUAGUGCAAAGGUUUCUGAUAUUCACUUUCAUGUGUGGGGAUUUGGUUGUUGAAAGUGGUAUGCGUAGGAUGCGAGUAGAGCUAUAAAUUUGAUAAUCAUGCAUAAAU